Spodoptera littoralis (African cotton leafworm) is the source of this 966-nucleotide messenger RNA. The record is from the annotation of a GenBank genome assembly. NCBI's taxonomy places the organism in Eukaryota, Metazoa, Arthropoda, Insecta, Lepidoptera, Noctuidae.
AUGAUCGCGGUGGAGGGGGGUAUUGCGUAUUGGUGGUCAGAAAUCAUGGGAUUUCUGGAGCUGUUCGUCCUACUAGCUGGUGCUCCAUUCUUGACUGCAGCACCGGUGGAAAACCAGACCGACCAGGUGGUCAUGUGUGAUGGAGUCAUUUUCCAUAACGUGUACUAUGACAAGGAACUCCUGUUCACUGAACUUGGAAGGCCAUACAACUUGGUGAUGCACAAGUUUUCAGGCACUCUCUUCUUCAGUCACACCAUCCAAAAUGGUACUCAAGUAGACUUCGGCAUCAGGUCCUGCCAUCUUGAGAAGAAAACGUGCAGAGAAAUCAAAGGCGUCCCCGGGGGAUACGCCGUGGCUUACGACGGCGGCAAUGACGAUAUCUACUUCGGCGGUCAUGACGGCAUAUACAAAUACAAUUUCCUCACAAAAGCAGCGGAAUUUUUCGCCGAAGAGGGAAAGUCUAUCUGGGGAUUGUUUGUCCGACGAAACUUUUACUAUAUAGAGUACCCUACACAAAAACUUUUCGUCUACCAGGACGACAGUUUCGUUCAAGUGGCCGAAGCUAUCAAUAUAGAGGUUGACCAUUUCUUCGUGUCCAAGCAUAUCGAUGUUUACUUCUCAAACAAAACAGCGUUGUAUAAAGUCGAUAGGCCGAACAACGAAGCGGUAGUUUUAAACGAUGAGAUCGUUAUCCGUCAGAUAGUGGAGGAUAGUUAUGGAGACGUAUAUUUCUGUGCAGGUGACGGAAUAUAUCUUGAAGAUAAACCGUAUCAUAAACUUAAGAAGAUCGCUGAGAUCGAUCAGGCUUUCGGCAUGACUUUUGACGAUAAGGACCGUUUAAUAUAUUCUGACAAGGAUUCAAUAUACAGACUUAAUCCUAGUAAAUACAGUGGACUCUGUUUGAAUGCUAUAAUUAAUCCUGAAGACAGAGGCGAUGGAGCAUUAAGGAAGGCUUCGACAAGAUAA